ACUCUUCGUUACUAUCGAAGCUCCUUGUCGUAACAAAAGGAUCGAUCAGUUUCUCCGAUUCAUUUGGAUUUCGUAGCCUCUCGUUCUUGUUACCAUUUUCACUGCUCUGAGCUUUUGGGUAAUACCAUGGCUUCUUUUGCCGCUUCAAAUGCUGUGGCUUUCAAAGCCGCCGGUGUCUCAGACAAGUUUGGUGGCAUCACUAACACCAAAGCCGGUCAGCUGCGCCAAUGCUCUCCAAUCCAUGUAGCCAAAAUGGGUCACCUCCGUCCUCUUUUGGCUCUUCACUGCAGAUCGAACUCUUCACCGAGUUCGUCUGGUAUAAGAGUCCAUGCUGCUACUCUCGAGGAAGCUGGAACUCGUACAGCCCAGAAUGUGGAGGCUCCUGUUGUCAUUGUGACUGGAGCAUCCAGAGGCAUUGGCCGAGCAAUUGCAUUGACUUUGGGUAAAGCAGGUUGCAAGGUUCUGGUUAAUUAUGCAAGGUCAUCCAAGGAAGCAGAGGAGGUUUCCAAGGAGAUUGAGGCUCUCGGUGGACAGGCUCUCGCCUUUGGGGGAGAUGUUUCUAAGGAAGGUGACGUGGAGUCUAUGAUUAAAACUGCAGUUGAUGCUUGGGGAACUGUUGAUGUGUUAGUAAAUAAUGCAGGAAUCACUAGAGAUGGUUUGUUAAUGAGAAUGAAGACAUCUCAAUGGCAGGAGGUCAUUGAUCUGAAUCUCACCGCUGUUUUUCUUUGCACACAAGCAGCAGCCAAAAUUAUGAUGAAGAAGAAAAAGGGAAGGAUAAUUAAUAUUGCAUCAGUUGUUGGUCUCAUUGGGAAUGUUGGUCAAACUAAUUAUAGUGCUGCAAAAGCAGGGGUCAUUGGUCUGACAAAAACUGUUGCAAGGGAAUAUGCUGGCAGAAACAUCAAUGUUAAUGCAGUUGCCCCUGGAUUCAUUGCAUCUGACUUGACUGCCAAGCUAGGACCUGACAUUGAGAAGAAGUUUCUGGAGGCAAUUCCCUUGGGAAGAUAUGGCCAACCAGAAGAAGUCGCUGGACUGGUGGAAUUCUUGGCUCUUGAUCCUGCUGCCAGUUACAUCACUGGACAGGUAUUAACCAUAGAUGGAGGGAUGGUGAUGUGAAUCAGCGAUUUCGUGCUACUGGCCACAGAAUCUUGACUUCUGCAGUAUGGCACUUGCGCAGUAUUUCAUUCUAGGACAGUUUUUUCAUCAUAUUAUCGAACCGAUUGAGUUCAGUUAUGUGAUUAAUUUUGAAUAAUAUGUUUUUAUUAAAAAUGAAUUAUAUAAGAAGGGAUUCCGAAUAUAACAAUACAUGUGUGACAUAAGUGAUACUUUGUAGGGGUAUA
Molecule: messenger RNA, 1337 nt
Organism: Neltuma alba
Lineage: Eukaryota; Viridiplantae; Streptophyta; Magnoliopsida; Fabales; Fabaceae
Product: 3-oxoacyl-[acyl-carrier-protein] reductase 4
Exons: 11
Coding region: 127-1113 (328 amino acids)
Biological process (GO): fatty acid biosynthetic process
Molecular function (GO): NAD binding; 3-oxoacyl-[acyl-carrier-protein] reductase (NADPH) activity
Source: RefSeq, a predicted model, not a curated record